UGAAGGCUCCAGGUUCAGGAGAAGGAGCUGCCUUAAGCUAGGGCAGUAAGAGUCUUGCUUGUCACAACCUCAGGCAGACUGCAAGGAUUUCCUCUAGGCUGGUGAGUGGGAAGCAAAAGCCAUCCCCUCUUGCCCCAUCACACACAGCAUGGAUGUUUGCAGCUCCAGUCUGCAAUUCCCUCCCUUUAGCUGGAAAAUGGUUAAUACUGUGGUUCCUUCUGGUGUAAUUUUCAUAUGACUGACCACAGAACUAUUAAUACCUGAACCCAGAGCUGGUUCAGCUAAACAACUCAUUCCCUCCAAGCAGAAGAAAACCACAACUUCUUCUACCCCUGGAAAAACCUUUUGUGACUGCAAGACCAGCAGCUGAGACAUAACGAGAUGGUUCUGGUUUGCUGAUGCCUCCCAGGGGAGAACAUCGAGCAGCAUGAAAGAGCUUGGCUUGGUUCUCCUCUGCCUCCUUCGCAUCUCCAGGAAGGGUGUGCAGUGCAAUGGCUGGUCUGUCCACGUCCCAUCUGAUGUUACUGGAGAGCUUGGGAAGAUGGUUAUCCUGCCCUGCACCUUCACACACCCCUACAAAACAUUUGACCGGGCCCUCACGGCCAUCUGGAGGAUCAAGGAGCCUUACAACGGCACAGUCAUCUUCAAGUGUGUGAGCCAGGGCAGCAGCGAGCUCUGCAAGACUGCCAUCAGCCACAAGAACAAGUACAAACUGCUGGGCAACCCCCGGCACAAGGACCUGUCCAUCAGGGUUGACAACCUGACCUGGAGCGACAGCGAGAGGUACUUCUGCCGGGUGGAGCUGGCCGGAGAUAUCCAGGACAAGUACGAGAGCAGGAACGGGAUAAAGCUCCAUGUGAUUGCUGCCCCCAGGAUCAUUAACAUCACGGUCAGCUCCAGCAGGGACCACACCUUCCAGGCCCGCUGCACGGCCGAGGGGGAACCAGCUCCUGCCCUGACCUGGAGCGGGCCCCUCUACAGCAACCUGAGCUCCAGCAGCAGCUCCAGCCACCGCGUCACCAAGGAGCUGCGGUCCCUGAGCCACGACGGGAAAUACACCUGCACUGCUGUCAACAGCCACGGCCGCGCAGAGGGGGCCGUCUACUUCUACAAAUUCAGAGCCCCCGACAGCUCCUCCUUCAUGAUCCUGAUCUUUGUGCCGCUGGCAAUCAAGGUGGUCAUUCUGCUGGUGAUAGUGAGCUUCGCCGUGUUCUCCAGAGAAGGUUCCCCCUCUGCUCCACCCAGCCUGGCCAGGCCACAGCUGCCAGAGUGCACCUACGAGAACUUUGACCGCAGACACGGCGGCAGCCAGACCCUGCCCACGGGAGGGGCAGCGCCGCGGCGCAGCUGAGGGGCCGGGCAGGACCCAUCCCCAGGGAUGUCCUUCCCCAGGGAGCACAGCACUGGCCCUGGCUGAGCCACAGCAGGUCAGACAACCUCAGGGAGACUGGAACUGCAUCAUCUCUAAGGUCCCUUCCACAAUGCCAAGAGUUCCAGCCCUGCAUCUCCUCACAAGUGAGAGC
This is a messenger RNA of Parus major (Great Tit), 1523 nucleotides long. RefSeq names its product sialic acid binding Ig like lectin 15 (gene SIGLEC15). Gene Ontology annotation, biological process: regulation of actin cytoskeleton organization; regulation of bone resorption; regulation of osteoclast development. The transcript is spliced from 5 exons. Gene Ontology annotation, cellular component: plasma membrane. Lineage: Eukaryota; Metazoa; Chordata; Aves; Passeriformes; Paridae. The record is from RefSeq and is a predicted model, not a curated record. Bases 428 to 1351 code for a protein of 307 amino acids.